ACAUGUUCUUUUAACAGAAUCGAGGGAACCGUGGAGACAUUGUUUUGGGCAUUGUUCGGACAUGUCGAAUUUCCUGCUUUUGAAACGGACGAGAACUCAAAGAUUACCAUGGUUACAGGACAGAUUUUGUUCGCAGUAUACAGCCUCGCUUCCAUACUGGUUGUACUAAACCUACUGAUCGCUAUGCUCAAUAACUCAUACAAGAAGGUUGAUGUAAGUGCAAUGUUGUGUCUACACAAAUCGGUUUAUGAUAAAAUUGUAAACGCAUACAAACUAACGUGCCAAUGGAUGGGUCACACAAGAACAGUAUAAUUGAUAUUGCGCCAACAUCCCUUUCCACGUGUUCUCAGCCAUAAAAGGAGAAGUUUGCAUGUAAUAUCACAGUAACACGUACGUACAUAGCGUAAGUAAAUAUUGCAACCCUGGAAAUAAUAAUUAAUAAUAAAGAAAAAUGUGGUUAGCUUACGAAAGGAUGAGGAAAACAUAUCAUGAAGACUUUUGUUUUUCGGCCAUCGUAGUUUAAACAAAAAUGAAACACCAGCAGCGGUGAUAAACGUUGUGAAAGUUCGUAUUUUGAUAAGUGACGUAUCGUAUGCUAGUCAACAACCAUUUUCAAAAGUGUUCUAAAUUGACCUUUACAGAUUAUGACGAGACUAUUUACACAAAAUUUACAAGGGGUCUGGGAGUGAGAUUAAGAAGACAAAAUUCUUAACAGUUAUAAUUACAUAAGGCAACAGCUAACAAAGCAUCAGCUUGUCACUGCUGAUGUUGACCUGGUGUUGUGCUUGACCCGCUAAUUAAUAACAGACGAAUAAGUGCUUUGCUUCAUUUUAUCCGGUCACAACCUUUACUUUUAUCGUUGAAAGAAGUUGAAAACAUGAUUUUCAUCAAAAAAUGACUUGACCAUCCGCUAUUUGUCACGUCAUACUUCGUUAACCAUAGAAACUGGUCGUCACUAAACUUGUCUCAAAAUGCGCGCGAGGGAAAAACGAACUGCAACUGAAAAAGUCUGGGGCUGAUGUUUGAUUGUCUAGGAAUUCUCAGUGGUCUUGUACGUCAGAGGUUAAAACUUUGGCCGGAGUUCAGCCCACGCCAAAACUUUACGCGUUCUUAUUUUGAAAGUGAUUUGCGUUGUGAAGUAUUCUGAAGUGAACUGAGCUUAUUACUGUGUGAUAAAUAAUACCAGGUAUAUUACCUUUAAGGAGAUUUACUUCAGUCGCUUCGAAAUCCCAGUUUUUAUUACACAGUGCAGUUUUCUAAUACAACACUUGUUGGAGAUCGACACGACAUCUAGAUCCGAAGACCUUUGCCUUAAAUUACCUUGAUGUUAUAAGUAUUUUAUACGUCUAUAUUUGCUUUCUUUCAGAAAGAGAAGGACACUAAAUUCAAGUUUGCGAGGACGCGUCUCUGGAUGUAUUACAUCAGUGAAGUCAGUCCUCUACCACCGCCAUUUAACCUGAUACCAGUAGAAAAAAUUGCCUCCGCAGUCCGUUGGCUUGCUAGAAGAUACAAGUGGGUUAAAAAAGUAAGUAAGUAAGUAAGUAAGUAAGUAGCAAAGCCUCACUGCACGCACAUGAAAAAUGAUUUAAAUGUUAAGAAAUUAAAAAGGAAUUAAUUUUUUGGUAAAAACUAAAACAACUAUGGACACGAACCAAGGUCACAAGUUUUUAAAUCUACUAAAUAUUUCUUACGAUAAUCGAUCUAUAAUUUAUAUUAUCGAGACACAUGUUAGGAGACGUAAAUGCGCAUGUUUCUUUGGUUUUUAUUCUCGUACAAAUAGUUUCUCAAGCUUUACGCCUGAAAACUAUCCGGAUAGGUUGCAUACUUGGCCUGAAAUAAAAACGCGCGUUUUCUUUCGCUUGCUGUCGUCGUUUUUGUUGCCGUUGUUUGGCUACUUCAAACACUGUUUUCAUGGUAUUAUCCUUAGAGUCUUUUGUAUUCCUUUUUUAGUGUCUUGGUUGUAUCAAAGCAGAAGAAAUUACAUCAGAUACAGUUAAAACUAAUCAGAAAAGGGUAAGUAUAUCAAUUUUUAGAAAAUUAGAAUGAACCUUUAUUCUCGUCAUAUAAGUAAGAAUAGUGAUAACCAAAGUAAAUCAACCUCAAUAAAAGCGCCGGUCUCAGAGAAAAUGUACCUUCGACCAGGAGGGAAGAAAGCAGGCUCUCCUAUAAAAUUUCUGGGGUUCUCCUUGAAAAUUCCCUUUUAGAAGUGCUAAGUCUAAAACAAAGCAGCAGGACUAGCUCAGUCAGUAGAGCGCUCGACUGCAGAGCAAGAGUGUCGCGGUUUCGACCCUCGGUAUACUGACAGGGUCCACAAGAUACUGCGAAAUAAAUGUUUUGCCUUUGCUUUGCGAAUGGCUGGUCCUUUGCGUGGCUCGAACGAUGACCACGUAAAAUGGCAGUCCUAUCUCCAGUAUGGAAACGUAAAAUACAGUUGUCAAAUUGUACUUUCGUGCUCAAUACAUUGACACUGCAAUAAAGCGCGCUUUUUAAAAUUUUGAUCGGCAAAUUCUCAUUUGAAAAAAUGAGUCGUGUCAUAAAUCGGUAGGUGAUCAUUUAAUAACUUAGCUAGACAGUGCAGUGUUCUCAGUCGAGGACGAGCGAAACUAUAUAAGGCUUUCAAAUUUCAAAAGCUUUUUCAAAUAAGGGCAUUAUUCUUCAGCGAAUAACCUAUAAAGAAUUAGAAAGGAAGCACGGGAGACAGGCAUGGAAGAGGAAGCGUUAGUAACAAAUAGUUAAGCUCGCCAAUUAUUAACAUCGUUUUUAAAAAUUUCCCUAUAAACGUAAGCCAUGUUCGACAAGUCGUUACAAGGUAACUAUUUUGCAUCCUUUGCUUUCUCAUUCUUUUGUCUUUUACAUUCUCCUCAUUUUUAUUUUAUUUUAUUUUUUUUGUUUUUUGAAGUAACAGUGAGUGCUAUUUAUUUCUCGGUUCUGUACCUGAAUACCAUGCAUAGAGUAGAUGGCCUGCAUAUUGAAGGUCCUGAACUUAACACUUUGAACUUAGUUAUCAUGAUAUUUAGUCGAACUAGUAAAAGAGUUGUUUGACUAACAGUUUGAUUAACCACGCUUUGUUUGUUUUUGUUUUCUGUUUAGCGACGUGUCGUUAUCAAAAAUUUGAUAUAUCGCUAUUUUUCUGGUAAACAAAAUACACUAAGAAAGGAGCCUGAUAAGAACACCACCCCCUCAGACGAGGAUACCCCUGAGGAGGAAGAUGAGGUACAAACCAAGCUGAUGGAGGUCACUAAAACAUUGCAAAGCCUGCAAAAAGCAGUUCAUCAGUUUCGCCGUAAGACACCA
Porites lobata is the source of this 3294-nucleotide messenger RNA. NCBI's taxonomy places the organism in Eukaryota, Metazoa, Cnidaria, Anthozoa, Scleractinia, Poritidae. The record is from the annotation of a GenBank genome assembly.